Rotaria sp. Silwood2 is the source of this 852-nucleotide messenger RNA. Lineage: Eukaryota; Metazoa; Rotifera; Eurotatoria; Philodinida; Philodinidae. The record is from the annotation of a GenBank genome assembly.
AUGGCAUCAUCUUGGAUUGAUCUUUCAAAUUUACAAAAACCAUUGAAAUUCAAUGAAUUUCAAGUUAAUUUCAAUACUGAAUUAUAUGAUGCUAAACCAUUGCCAAGUGAUAUUCAAAAGAAGCUUGAUAAUAUAUGGAAUUAUUUAUUAAAUCAUACUAAACCAGAAAAAGUUUUAUUUAAUGAAUCAAAAUUUCGUUUACAUUCAAUUGAAACAAAAACUAAUAACGAAAAUAAUUCAAUUCAACUUAUUCUUAAUUUGGGUUUAACUGAUUAUAAAUCAUUUAUUUGUACUCAACAACAAGAUCUACCACAAGAAAUUCGUCAAUACAUAACAGAAGAUCAUUUAGCACAUCCUCUUGGUGUUGCAUGUAUUCUUAUAACAUCUGAUAAUUAUAUUGUUUUAAUUAAGCGAAGUUCUGCGUGUGCUGAUCUACCAAAUACGUAUGAUUUACCUGGUGGUCAUGCUGAACCCAAGAAUUUGAAUACAUAUACUAAUGAAAAUAUAAUUAAAGAAAUUAUCUCAUCAGUUAUUGCUGAAUGUGUUAAUGAAACAAAUGUUGAUAGAAAUAGUCUUCUUAUUGAUUCUGAUUUUUAUAUUGUUAUUGUUAUGCGAAGUCAAAAACAUUAUGGUCGACCAGUUUUUGAAUUUUGUCUUAGAACAACAAUGACAUCAAAUGAAUUACAACAACGUUAUAAUUUACAAACACAAAAUGAAGCAUAUGAAACAAGUGAACUAAAAUGUUGGCCUAUUGAUAAAAUCUUUGACCUUUUAAGUCCCUCGAAUACAUCAGUGCCAAUCAAUCCAGCUUGUCAUGCUGCUUUAACUGCAUAUAUUCGUUUAUUUUGUUAG